AUGGCAAGUGGAUCCUGGGAAGAAUUCUUUGCUGUUCAUCUACCUCCAACUGACUUUGAAGACAACCGCUCGUUGUUAAAGGAGUUUUGUGAGAGACACGACCAGUAUGGAAACAAGAUUGUUCUUGUUACUUCUGGUGGAACGACAGUGCCACUAGAACACAAUACCGUACGGUUUGUGGAUAACUUCAGCGCGGGGACACGUGGGUCAGCAUCAGCGGAAUACUUCCUGGAACGUGGUUACGCGGUCAUCUUCAUGCAUCGUCAGAAGUCUUUGGAACCUUUCACGAGACACUUCAGUGGACAGAAGUUACUGGAUAUGCUUGAUUUACAGGAACGGGGACCAAAUACAACUAUUACAGUGAAACCUGACAGCGUAUUCGCCCUCGCUCCAGUACUUGCCCGCUACCAAGCGGCCCACGCUGCUGGCGCUCUACUGCAUGUAUCGUUCACUACUGUGUCUGAGUACUUCUGGCUGUUACGUGCGGCUUGCGAAUGUCUAGCACACACGGGCGCACGAGCUUUGCUAUAUCUGGCCGCGGCAGUGUCUGACUUCUACAUACCUAAGGAUAGAGUUCCUACACAUAAAUUACAAUCUGCGAGUGGACCGCCCGUGAUACAACUAAAUUUAGUGCCCAAAAUGUUAGCGCCUCUCGUAAAUCUCUGGGUGCCCGAAGCAUAUGUAGUUUCCUUCAAAUUAGAAACUGAUGAAAAUCUUCUCAUAACUAAAGCUAGGGCUGCAUUAGAAAAAUAUAAACAUAAGAUGGUGGUAGCGAAUCUGUUACAAACGCGUCACCAAAGAGUUAUUCUGGUCACCCCGGAAUCGAAUCAAGAAAUCAUUCUCACUAAAGAAGAACUGCACGCAGGUGUUGAUAUCGAGGCUACGAUAGUGGCUGAAAUCGUGCGUCUCCACGCCGACCACAUGGCGGGUAUCGCACCUCGCUGA
This is a messenger RNA of Melitaea cinxia (Glanville fritillary), 945 nucleotides long. RefSeq names its product phosphopantothenate--cysteine ligase (gene Ppcs). Lineage: Eukaryota; Metazoa; Arthropoda; Insecta; Lepidoptera; Nymphalidae. Gene Ontology annotation, molecular function: phosphopantothenate--cysteine ligase activity. The record is from RefSeq and is a predicted model, not a curated record. Bases 1 to 945 code for a protein of 314 amino acids. The transcript is spliced from 6 exons. Gene Ontology annotation, cellular component: nucleus; cytoplasm. Gene Ontology annotation, biological process: coenzyme A biosynthetic process.